AUGGCCGCCCGAGCUCGUCCGUCCUACCAGCGCGUGCCCCCCGCGCAGCACCACGAGAGCGAUGAGGGCGACGGUGAUGACAGCGACAGCGAGCAGCACUUACAGCAGCGCGCCAGUCGGUCGCAGCGAGCGGCUCUGUGGAGCACGAGGCUGCACGCCUUCCUGUGGGUGGCGGCGGCCGGACUCGUGGCCUACGGCACCGACUUCUUCCGCGUCAUCUUCACGGACGCGCGCAUUAAGCGGGGCUUCUUCCAGGUGGCGCUGAUCUGUACGGGCGUCAACAUCUGCAUCACGGCCGUCUACUGCCCGAGGAUGAUCCCCACCGCGACGAUCGUGGGGGCUGUGGCCACGUUCUGCUACAUCUGCGCCUUCUGGCCGGUCUGGGGGCUGCUCACGCCAGGGCUGCUCGGGCUCUUCUUCAUCGGAGCGCUCAUGACAGCGCACUUCCUGCCUUCCAUCUAA
This is a messenger RNA of Phytophthora sojae, 462 nucleotides long. RefSeq lists its product as hypothetical. The transcript has 3 exons. Lineage: Eukaryota; Oomycota; Peronosporomycetes; Peronosporales; Peronosporaceae. The coding region runs from base 1 to 462 and encodes 153 amino acids. The record is from RefSeq and is a predicted model, not a curated record.